Messenger RNA from Scomber japonicus (chub mackerel), 2336 nucleotides. RefSeq names its product regulator of chromosome condensation (RCC1) and BTB (POZ) domain containing protein 1 (gene rcbtb1). NCBI's taxonomy places the organism in Eukaryota, Metazoa, Chordata, Actinopteri, Scombriformes, Scombridae. The transcript is spliced from 14 exons. Bases 56 to 1837 code for a protein of 593 amino acids. The record is from RefSeq and is a predicted model, not a curated record. Gene Ontology annotation, molecular function: protein binding.
CAGGUCUGUGGGUGACAACACCGGGACAGCGACUCUAAUCGGUUGAUUCGUUGUCAUGGAGCGAUGCUCUAGUGUCAGCAGGGAUGGUUCUGCUCCUUGCUCCCCACCUCCACCAGCAUCGCCUCCUACUCCCCCUCAAGUCCUCCCUUCCCCUCGACACCCCCCUCCUGUUCCUCCCUCUUCUCCCCCGUCAGCCCUGACUCCUGCCCCCCGACAAGGAAGGCUGAGUUUUGCUGGAGCCAUGGUGGACGUCAGUAAGUGGCCUCUGUUCUGUUUGCUGAGCACUGAGGAACUGGCCACGGUCCGACAGGCCUGUGUGUUUGGGACUUCUGCUAAUGAAGCCAUCUAUAUCACACAUGCCAACGAGGUGUUUGUGUUUGGGUUGAACUGCAGUAGCUGCCUCGGCACGGGAGACAAUCUGAGCACCAUUGUGCCAAAGAAACUGGACUUCCUGAGAGGGAAGAAGGUAGUCAGCCUGAGCUACGGCAGCGGGCCACAUGUUGUAUUGGUGACUGAUGACGGGCAGAUUUUUGCUUGGGGGCACAAUGGCUACAGUCAGCUGGGGAAUGGGACGACAAACCAGGGACUGUCCCCAGUGCUGGUCACCGCUAUCCUACAGAGCAAGAAAGUGAAAGAGGUUUCUUGUGGCUCACAUCACUCCAUGGCUCUCACUCAGGAUGGAGAGGUCUAUGCAUGGGGUUAUAAUAAUUGCGGUCAGAUCGGUUCCGGCUCCACAGCCAACCAGCCUUACCCCAGGAAAGUCACCAGCUGCCUGCAGGGAAAGACCGCAGUGGGCAUCACGUGCGGACAAACCUCCUCCAUGGCACUGGUGGACAAUGGAGAGGUUUAUGGGUGGGGCUACAAUGGAAACGGACAGCUGGGUAUUGGCAACAAUGGAAACCAGCUGACGCCUUGCCGCCUUGUUGGCCUGCAGGGGCUGUGUAUUCAACAGAUCGUAUCAGGCUAUGGUCACUGCCUGGCACUAACAGACGAGGGGUUGCUGUAUGCCUGGGGAGCAAACACCUACGGUCAACUGGGAACCGGCAACAAGAGCAACAGUCUGAGCCCCGUUCAAAUCAUGGCUGACAAAGAGAGGAUUGUGGAGGUCGCAGCAUGCCAUUCAACACAUACUUCAGCAGCCAAGACCCAGAGUGGGCAGGUAUACAUGUGGGGUCAAUGUCGGGGCCAAUCCAUUGUCCUGCCGCACGUCACACACUUCAUCAACACCGAUGACGUCUUUGCCUGCUUCGCCACACCCUCCGUCAUGUGGAGGCUGAUGUCCAUGGAACAUGAUGACUUCCUGACAGUUUCCGAGGCUCUAAGGAAAGAGUUUGACAGUCCGGAAACGGCUGACCUCAAGUUCAGUGUCGACGGCAAAUGCAUCCACGUUCACAAGGCUGUGCUGAAGAUCAGGUGUGAGCAUUUCCGCUCGAUGUUUCGCUCCCAGUGGACUGAGGAUCAGCAGGACGUGAUAGAGAUUGGCCAGUUCUCUUACCCCGUCUACCGUUCCUUCCUGCAGUUUCUCUACACAGACGCUGUCGACCUUCCCCCAGAGGACGCCAUCGGCCUGCUGGAUCUCGCCACCUCUUACUGUGAAAACCGCCUGAAACGUCUGUGUCAGCAGAUCAUCAAGAGAGGGAUCACUGUCGAAAACGCCUUCACCCUGCUCUCUGCUGCCAUCCGAUACGACGCAGAGGACCUGGAAGAGUUUUGUUUCAGGUUUUGUGUAAACCAUCUGACUCAGGUGACACAGACCGGAGCCUUCUGGCAGGUUGACGGAGGAAUGCUCAAGGAGUUUAUAAGCAGGGCCAGCCGCUGCGGAGCAUUCAAAAACUGAGUGGUAAUCUUCUAUUUUUACCAUGUAUGAAUUAUAUUCUGACCAAGUGGAUGUGGUUUGCGCUCCAUGUGCACACGCUAACACAUGAGCAGCCUCAGAGAGGAUUACAUCAUUCACAUGGUGUCGGACUUGAAUUUAAGCUGCGUUAUCUGUGGAUCUGAUAUAGGCACUUUGGCCUGUUCCUGUGGAGUCACUGACAAAGGCUUUUAAGUACAAAGUGAAACAUAGCACCUUUUUCUGUCAAACUUGAAUUUUUUCCUUGUUUUCUUGGCCAGUGCUCACAAGUUCUGAAAAUGUUCCAUCACUCUCUGGAAAAGUCUGAGUGAGACCAAAGAACUUGAGUCCACAUCUCUUUUGGGGACCUGUAACUUGUGUUUUGUUAAGAGUUUAGAUGACUGACACUGGCCAGGACAGAAGUACCACUAUACUGAAACAAAUAUCUGAAUCAUGUUUACGCUCCAUUUUUCUAUCAUUUUCAUUUUGCAGUUCAGGCAAAAGU